CCAGGGUUCCCAUUUUUGGAAUCUGCCCCAUAACUUUGCCAUACCGAGGCCCAGAGUUUGUGUAGAGAAGCUUCGUGUCCAAAAUUUCACUUCUUUGUAAAUACUACCCUUUACAGGCAUCUAAAAAUUUUCUUCCUGGUCCUCUUAUUUCUUCUCCUUUUCAUUGAAAGUCACCAAAUCUUCUGCUUACAUUGCUGGUUAUCUCCCUCCAACUCGGGCCUUCACCACUUCGUCUCUGAUUCAGUACUCCUCCUAGCGCCAUCAUCAGCAGCGUGGGAUCAUGGAGUGGCUCGGGCAUGCAUCGAUUUCAUUUACCAAUUGUGCAACCCCCUUAGCACUCAGGAAAAAGGAUGGCACGCCAACAGAAUUGCUCUCUGUUUGUGAAGAGUCUACACCACCAUGUCGCCUGAAUCCAUUGCUCUUCAAUGGUCACGUGCAGACAAUGUGGACAGCACUGAAGAAUGAUGGUCCCCCGAUAUUCUACAAGCGCAAGAUUUUUGAGAAUGAAGAUCCAGCUUACCAUGGCUCAUUUGCUGUUGACUUUGUCGUCCCAACUAACACGGAAGUUGACGAUACGCUACCCAUCAGGACAACUUACUUUUCGGAAGAAGCAUUUGAAGGCAUUGGAUCAUUGGACAACCGUCCGAUGCUGGUCGUGUUACAUGGACUUUCCGGAGGAUCUUAUGAGAUCUACUUGAAGCACGUAUUAGCACCUCUUAUCGCCGCUGAGGGAGAUAGACAGUGGGAAGCGUGUGUGAUCAAUUCUCGAGGUUGUGCGAAUCACAAGAUCACAAGUAGUAUAUUGUACAAUGCCAGAGCUACUUGGGAUUGCCGGCAAACUGUGAAGUGGCUGAGAAAGAAGUUUCCGAACAGGCCGCUGUUCGGUGCUGGAUUUUCUUUGGGGGCUAACAUCCUGACAAACUACAUUGGCGAGGAAGGAGCAGCUUGUGAAUUGAAGAGCGCUGUCAUAUGCUCAAAUCCUUGGAACCUUGAUGCAGGAUCUUUGGCCCUCCAGAGAACAUGGCUCGGAAGAGAGAUCUAUUCGAAGACCAUGGGAGCAAACAUGAAGAAGUUGAUCGAGCGUCAUCAUGAUGAGGUAUCAAAGAAUCCCGCACUGGAUUUCGAAAAGAUCCGUAGUGUGACAUACCUCCACGAAUUCGACAGAGAAGUACAAGGACCGACUUGGGGCUACCCGACAGAAGGAGCAUAUUAUCGUGAUGCAUCGUCGACUGAUUCGUUGUUCUCAAUCCGUAUCCCGCUUUUUGCAAUAAACGCAAAAGAUGAUCCUAUCGCAGUAGAUGAAGCGCUGCCAUACGAAGAAGUAAAACAAACACCCUACGCUGUACUAUGUACCACCUCUCUUGGCGGACAUCUCUCCUGGUUCGAGAUUGGGGGCCAUAGAUGGCAUGCUCGGCCGGCUGUCAAUUUCUUGAACAAGAUGGCUUUCGAGAUCGACGUCGAGAAUGUUGUCGAUUCCGCUAGACACAUGCCGUCCAAAGACCACCUGAGUCAUGCCCGGUUCCAUCCAAUGAAUCGUAAAUGGAUUAAUGAGUGAUAUGCGAACGAGUUCCCACUACAUUUGUAACAUGACUCUAGACUGUAUAUAUCCAUAGACGGCGAUUUGCUAGACUUCCCCGAAAGCAUGGCAGAACGGUAAUCCGAGCCUGCAGUUUGGUUGUGUUUUGUACCAUAGAGUAGAAUUAUCAAACUUCAUCAGAAGUUGUGAAAUACUAGUAACCAAAUUAGAAAAAUAAGAAUGCCGAAAACUCCGA
This is a messenger RNA of Cadophora gregata, 1772 nucleotides long. RefSeq lists its product as uncharacterized. NCBI's taxonomy places the organism in Eukaryota, Fungi, Ascomycota, Leotiomycetes, Helotiales, Ploettnerulaceae. The record is from RefSeq and is a predicted model, not a curated record. Gene Ontology annotation, molecular function: acetylesterase activity; monoacylglycerol lipase activity. Gene Ontology annotation, biological process: medium-chain fatty acid biosynthetic process; medium-chain fatty acid catabolic process. The coding region runs from base 281 to 1555 and encodes 424 amino acids. The transcript is spliced from 4 exons.